AUGAAGCAUCCCAGGAGAUCUGUUGCACUCAGAGCAUUUGGUAAGAACCCUUCCAAGUUCCACAGCUGCCACUGGAAGUCCAAUGGACUGGGGACCCAUUACUACCCCAAACUCCCGCCUGUUGAAUUGCAGUCCUCUUCUACCUGCAGGCCGUAUGAAGCUCAGGGACACAGUGCCAAAGGAGAAAAUGUCUAUGAAUUUCACCUGGAGUUCUUAGACCUCGUGAAGCCAGAGCCGGCAUACAGGCUGACCCAGAGGCAGGUGAACAUCACAGUCCAGAAGAAGGGGAGUCAUUGGUGGGAGAGGCUCACCAAGCAGGAGAAGCGCCCACUGUUUUUGGCCCCUGACUUUGAUCGCUGGCUGGAUGAAUCUGAUGCAGAAAUGGAGCUGAGAGCCAAGGAGGAAGAACGCCUAAAUAAACUCAGACUAGAAAGCGAAGGCUCCCCUGAAACUCUUACCAACUUGAAGAAAGGGUACCUUUUCAUGUAUAACCUCGUGCAGCUCCUGGGCUUCUCCUGGAUCUUUGUCAACAUCACAGUGCGGUUCUUUAUUUUGGGAAAAGAUCCUGCUGGAGGCUGACCGGAGCAGGCCCAG
Rattus norvegicus (Norway rat) is the source of this 594-nucleotide messenger RNA. The record is from RefSeq and is a predicted model, not a curated record. Lineage: Eukaryota; Metazoa; Chordata; Mammalia; Rodentia; Muridae.